Molecule: messenger RNA, 3336 nt
Organism: Pangasianodon hypophthalmus (striped catfish)
Lineage: Eukaryota; Metazoa; Chordata; Actinopteri; Siluriformes; Pangasiidae
Gene: isoc1
Product: isochorismatase domain containing 1
Exons: 5
Coding region: 94-939 (281 amino acids)
Cellular component (GO): cytoplasm
Source: RefSeq, a predicted model, not a curated record
GAGCUCAGUAGCACGCCCCUCUCUCUCUGUGUGUGUGUGUGUGUGUGUGUGAGCUGUGAGCUCAGUAGCACGCCUCUCUCUCCUCAGCUCAUCAUGGCGGACGCCAGCAGUAACCACGUCCCUGUUUUAUUCUCCUUUUCCGUGUUUUCGCGGCCGUCUUCGGUGCCUCUGGGCUCCGGGUAUGAAGUGCUCGUGCAGAAGUUUCUCUCCAUUUACGGCUCUCAGAUCGACGUGCACCGCAAAUUUCUCAUUCAGGUGUUGUCAGAGGAAUGGGGACAGUACGUGGACCUGCCCAAGGGCUUUGCCAUAGCGGAGAAAUGCAAGCUGCGCUUAGUUCCUCUUCAGUCGGAUAUCCCUACAUUGGGCAACCUUUCUCCAGCCACCACCAUUUUCUUCUGCUGCGACAUGCAGGAACGAUUCAGGCCUGCCAUCAAGUACUUUGGUGACAUCAUCAGCGUAGGCCAGAGACUGCUCCAGGGUGCUCGUAUUUUGGGGAUCCCUGUCAUCGUGUCGGAGCAGUACCCUAAAGGCCUGGGUAGCACUGUACAGGAGAUGGAUCUGACCGGGGCCAAGAUGGUCUUCCCUAAAACCAAGUUCUCCAUGGUACUGCCGGAGGUGGAAGCUGUGCUGGCUGAGACUCCAGGGGCCCGAAGCAUUGUGCUCUUCGGAGUGGAGACUCACGUGUGCAUUCAGCAGACAGCGCUGGACCUGAUUGGGAAGGGGUUUGAGGUGCACAUUGUAGCAGAUGCAACGUCCUCCAGAAGCAUGAUGGACAGAAUGUUUGCACUAGAGCGGCUCGCACGUACCGGCAUCAUCAUCACCACCAGCGAGUCAGUCCUCCUGCAACUCGUGGCGGAUAAAGAGCAUCCGAAGUUCAAAGAAAUCCAGAACAUCAUUAAGGCCAGCGCUCCUGAGUCAGGCCUGCUCUCAAAGGUCUGAGCGACGUGACGCACUAAACUUACUUCCACUGUUGGCUUCAUAUAAUGUCUCUUAGAGAUUUUGCAGAAAUGCUUCAGCUGUGUGUUACCUCAUAUAUUUGAAAUCGUUCCAAACUGUAGUGGUGGAUUAGCCAGCAUUUACUUUUAGAUGUGCCGUGCAAAAAAACUGGUUAGUCCCACGUAUUUAUUCAUUGUUUAAUGGAUUUCCUGCUUUGUAGACUGAACAAAAUCUACAAAACUGAUGCAGCAAGUUAAUGAACGAGUUUAUUUAGUGUAACAUUGUGCUGUUGAACGUGAGGACACCACUGCAAGCAUGAAUGUAGCAUAGCCACUCUGACAACCAUAACAGCCUGGAAGUGUGUCCUUACUUUCUGGUCAAGUCUCUAACUUUCUUUUCUUUCUAAGCUUUAAAAAUACACAAAUUCAUAGAAACCCCUGAAUUCCCUUACCUUCAAAUUACCUUCAGAAACACAUUUAAUGUGUAUGGAAAAUUGGGUAACAGCUGAGAUGUAUUCAAUACACUGUAAUCCAACACUAUUAUAAAUAAAUGUGCAGUAGAAGGUCACAAGCGUUAGACUAACCUCGGUGACUGAACAGAUGGUCUAAUUAGGAGAUUAAUGAGCCAUUGGAGCAUGAGGACUUGCGCUGCUUUAGUGUCUGUACUGAAUUAUUAACUUGUAAUAUGUUUAGUACUGUUUCUGUGGCAUUUUGCUUGAAUAGGGCUAUAAAGAAAGUGAUCAAAAUGUAUGUUCUGUGUAUCUCCCCUAAACUGUAAUCGUUUAACAUGCUUUUUUUCCCCUCUUUUCUUUAAAACAUAGUUACUGACCUGUUCUGUCUUGUGCUUUAUAUAUUGAAGUCUACUUUCUCAAGCCAUUAGUUAACAUCAUUAUAAAACACAUGAAUAUUAAUAUGAUAGGAAUGGCACUUAAUUAUGAACAAUGUUACAACAAGACACUGGGAAUAAGUGUUGGGGUAAGGUGUGGUGUUAAUUCUUAAUUUUGAUCUUUAAUUAAUUUGAUGUAGAAAGUUAAUCUUUGUAGUGGAAUAUAUUUAUUUUUAACAUAUGUAUGGGUUUUUUGCUUAUCCUUUAAUAUCUUGUUGUUGUUGCUGGUGUGUGGUGUGUAUUUGAAACAGUUUGUGUGUAUUGUUUUUUUUUUCCCCACUAUUUUACAUGUUUUCUGAGUCACUUUAUGCCCAAAAAUCCUUAUAAACUGCACUGGCACUGCAUUGCCCCUUAAGUCUGUAAAGGUUGGCGUGUAUGUGUAUGUGUAUGUGUGUGUGUGUGUGUGUGUGCGUGUGUGUGUGUGUGUGUGCGUGUGUGUGUGUAUGUCUUUACGCUUUGGCAUUCUUUUUGUUUGUGUGUUAGAUCUGUUAAUGUCUGGAUACACUUAAGCUAACUUUGCUCAGACAUGAUUUUUUAGCUUUUAUCACAUGUACAAAAACAUGCAUUUUUAUGUAACUGAAUGUAUCUGGGUGUUUCAGCAGAUUUUCAUGCUGUGAGAGUGAAAGCAAGGGAAAUAUAGCAAGAUCUACUCAUUAGGUUUUUCGCCUACAUUAUGUAUUGCAGAACUAUGAUUUAAUGCAUACAUAUUUUUUGGUUAUCACUAUAAAAUAACUGUUUUAUAGUGUUAGGGAGUGUUCAGUCAUGGAGAUUACUUGAUACAGUAUGUCCUUCAUUUUUAUAAGUUAACUUUUAUUCAUUUAAAAGGCAGAUGAUUAGCAAUCCAAGGAGUGAUGUUUCAGUACUUACAAUUAUUGCUCGAUAAACAACCUAGAAAAUGAUAUUUAUUGCUGUUUUCCUUGCUUAAAAAUGUCAUGCAGUACAUCAUUACCACCACAUGUGGUGAAGUGUAGUGAUGUGCAGAGGAAUUAUAAUAUAAAUGAAUGAUGAAUAAGUAACACACUUCCACGACUGUCUAAUUAAAAGCUUGUGUUUUGAAUUCCUGAAUAAGAUGAGCUUUAAAUGAUUUUCCACAAAAUACAUUUUAGUAGUUUCUCAAACAACCUCCAGCAUUUCCCUGUUUUCCAUAAACGAGACUGUAGUUAGUUCAAAUCAAGUACUUUUCUGUAUCUGUGCUGUAGAAAAUACUGAACUGUCUGUGUUUCAGAUUUUAUAAAAAUGUUUUUGCAAAAGUCCUGCUGCUUAAGCGUAUCCAGACCCUAACUGAGAAUGCAUCUGUGAACUAGCCUCCAGCAGAUGUUUGUGAAUCAGUGUGUGAGAAGGACAAAUAUAUACAGUGCCUAUUUAUGGACAGGUCCAAACUGAUUGUACUUCUCGCAGGUAGCCUACUUGAUGUGACAAAAUACUUGUGCACUUUGUUCGCAUUAUAGUAUAAGAGCACAUUGAUUUUUGUAAUGGCUAACGUAAAGUAUGUAAUAAAUGUUUAUAUUCACUGUA